Molecule: messenger RNA, 1881 nt
Organism: Paramecium octaurelia
Lineage: Eukaryota; Ciliophora; Oligohymenophorea; Peniculida; Parameciidae
Source: the annotation of a GenBank genome assembly
AUGAAAUUUAAAGUACAAGUCGAAGAAUUCGUCUUCUACAUCAAUGUAGGACAAGGACUGAACGAUUUCGCAUGGUUUGCCCUUGCUGCUGCUAAACUCUACUCCAACAAAAAGAAUCCCGAUUCCAAUUACCUUCCCUGCUAUUUGCAAUUCAGAGUCCCUGGAACUGACAUGUUUCUAACUCCUCCCCCGCGUGCCAAAAUCUUCGACUAUCUCAAAGAAGAUGAAGAAGGCAAAGAAACCUUAGUGCAAGUCGAAAUACGAAAAGGUUAAGGAUGGAUUAUGACUGAUCAAUAGGAAAGUAUUAUCAAUAUCGCUAUUUUAGAAUGGUAUGACGAAGCCUUUGGAAAGAUGAGAAAUCAAUUCACUGCCACCUUUUAAUUGGCUCCAUUAAAUCAGAAGGUCGUCAAUCGCCAAGAACCUACUUAUCUCAUCCAAUAUGAAUAUAAAAUGUUCCCUGAAGUCAUGCAUGAAUUCGAUACUAAAAAUUAUCCCAGCAAAGAUAAAAUCAUCAUGAAAGAAAUCAAGUUCAUUAUAUCAUUAUCCUAUCUAGAGCUGGAGAUAAUUUUAAAAAGUAUUUUGCAGAAAUCACUCUUCCUCUUGGCUAAUUCACUUUCUAAUUCUACGGCCAAAUUAUCACAGAAAAAGAAGGCUAAGAACCACAAUAAUCUAUCUUUCCCUUGGAUAUGAAAAACUUUGAUCACACAGCAAGACUCAACCCUGUCCCCAUCUCUCAAUAGGAAAUACAAAAAAAGAUCAUGGAAUACGCUUAACAAAAAGAAAAGGAUCUCCAACAACAGCAGAUCCAAAAGAGAGAAGAUAGUCAAAAAAAUAAAUAAUCUGCUGCCGAAGAGUGUCCAUAUAAAUUUGAGAAGUUGUGGACAAUCAUUCAAAAAAAUGCAGAGGGCAAUCUUGAACUUAAAGAUCUAGUAUUUAAUUUAUUGUUUAUCAAAAGGAAGAAAACUUUUACAAUAAGAUUGCUGCCUAUAUGGAUGAUAAGUUGCCUCUGCUUUACGAAGUAUUUCGUCAAUAUGCUAUUCUUUAUAAUACAGAUCAUGCCAAAAAGGAUGAAAUUAGUAUUUCAUUCUAGGAUGUGAUGCACUUCUUAAAAUUUGUAUUCUAUCUCAAAUUUAAAUUUAGUAUGGAUUAGUACAAGAUAGUCAGGAACUAUUUUCAUUUGUGGAAACAUAUGAUAAAUAGGGAACCAAAUCAAAAGAUGUUAGAAAAAGCUUGGAAUUGUCUGUCAAAUUUCAAGAGUUCUUUGUGAUCAUAGUAGAGUUGGCUUAAUUUAAAAAAACAAAUAAUCUCAGUGAAGUAGAAUGUACAACAUAUCUAAUGAUAUCAUCUUAGCCCAAGAUCAAUUAGUCAUGAAGAUUGUAGAUAAAAUAAUUGAAAUUAACUCUGAUGAAAAAGAAUUCAAUAAUUUCUAAUAGCAUAUGAAGUACAAUGAAAUUUUAGUCAAUUUUAUUCGGGUAAACUCAAAAUAAUAUCAACUUAGGAAAUUUAAGAUUAAAUGCAGAAUAUAUUCAUUAAAAGAUUUAGCCAAGGCAAUGAUGACAACUCUGACAUUAAAUUCCAUAUCAGACAGGAGGAAAUUAAGUAACUAAUCCAAGAUUCCGGAUAUAAAGGAGACAAUCUGGAUGGAAUCAUCAAAACAGCAUAUAAAGAAUUGUUUCACGAUGAAAAAUUUAAUGGAUUUGAAGGCCUAUUUUAUUAUGAAUUCAUCCAAGUGAUGUAAUGGCUUGCCUUAGUUCUUAUUUAAAAUGAUGAGCGUAGUUAAUAGGAAGAAGCAGAAGAAGUAACUACUUUGGACUAAUUAUAAGAAUAAUUAAGAUAUUUCAUUUAAUGUAUUGAAAAGUGAUUUAAAUAUAUAUAAAUGCC